Molecule: messenger RNA, 810 nt
Organism: Camelina sativa (false flax)
Lineage: Eukaryota; Viridiplantae; Streptophyta; Magnoliopsida; Brassicales; Brassicaceae
Source: RefSeq, a predicted model, not a curated record
CUUGUUUGGUGUUCUGUUUGCGACCAGGUCCCCAAGUUGAAGAUUGCGUCUUUGGUUGCAGACAUUUUUGCUAACACGGCCGUGGCAGAGAAUAAGGUGGUGGAAGUUUCUACAGAUCCAUCAGCACCGUCGAGGCCAGUAGAUGAGCUUUUCAGUGUAAUCCCGGAAGAUGGGAGGAGAAAAGUGUUCGCAGAGGCGAUCGCAAGGGCAAGAGCCGAGGAAGAAGUUAAAGUUGCAGCUGAGAAAGCCAGAGAGGCAGCAGAAGCAGCGAAAGAGCUUGAGAAACAAAUGCAAAAGCUAUCUGAGAAAGAAGCAGAAGCUGCUAGCUUAGCUGAGGAUGCGCAACAGAAAGCAGAAGCCGUGGGAAUCAAAGUGGACGGUCUAUUUAACAAGGCGAAAGAUAUUGGCUCAGGUUUCUCCUGGAAUAAUCUGGGUUCUCAGUUUGCUACCGCGGUUCAGAACGCUUCAGAGACGCCUAAAGUACAGGUUGCUACGGUGAGAGGACAGGCGAAAGCACGAAACUUGCCACCCAAGAAAGCAGUGGUGAAACAGAGUAACGCUAAACCCGCUGCAUCAUCUCCGUUUGCAUCCAAACCGAAGGAAGAGCGUCCGAAGAAACCGGAGAAAGAGGUGAGGAAAGUGUUUGGAGGUCUGUUUAAGCAAGAGACCAUCUACAUGGACGAUGACUGAAAACGCCAUAAAAGAUGCCGUUUUGGAGUUCCGUACAGUUUCCCUUUUUUUUUCCUUGUGUUUCAAGUUAAAUCUCUGUAAUCAUAUAAUAACUAUAUAUAAAUCCAUUAUUCUUCUCUC